Molecule: messenger RNA, 12171 nt
Organism: Mya arenaria
Lineage: Eukaryota; Metazoa; Mollusca; Bivalvia; Myida; Myidae
Exons: 26
Coding region: 304-10878 (3524 amino acids)
Source: RefSeq, a predicted model, not a curated record
CCAGGUAGGCUUGUCUGCUGGCGCUAUGUUUACCUGCACCGAUAGAUCGCUUUACCGAUGUUCAAGAAUCACAGCCAACACGGAGAAUCUUAAUAUGGAACCUAUGUGCACAUAGAGUGAUGACGUAGUACUCAGGAAUUCAGAGAAAAUAUGUCUGCCUACCAUGAAGUUACACAAGUUUUGUGUGGAUUUUAAUUAGUGAAUUAGAGAAGUUUGACUUCCGCGGUUUAAUAAUUUUGUAUAUAAGGAGUUGUAUUUUUGUGAUUUAGUGAUAAUAUUGUACAGAAGGAUUGUUUUUCAAUUAUGAGUGAGGAGGAGAAAGAAAAUACGCCGGCUGUGUGUGAACGUUUUGAGGCCCAGGCAUGGAGAAAAAUAUGCAAGAACUGUUUUCAACCACCAGACAAACAUAGCGCUUCUGCAAUUUCGAAUGGGCACCAGGAGGUAUCAAUACAAAAGGACACGAAAGGCGCGGCAGCUACAUCGAUAAAAGACAAAUAUGAACAAUUAGAACGUGAGAAAGAUCAACCUCGAGAUUUACCUCAUACUUUGCCGAGGACAAAAGGCAAAGGAGGCUUGGCCUCAUUGACAGAAAAGUACAAUGAGUUGGACAUGAAAAGCGGUAAACUUCCGGCCAGUCCUUCCGGAAACAUUCCACCUCCUGUAUUUCCAAAAACAUUCAAAAGGGAUGGCGAUGGAGGGCUUCAAAAGUCGAAAUUUGGUUCUGUUGAAAAUAUCAGUAUCACUGACAUUGACACUAAACCGUCAAGUAGCAUCGGUAUUAAGAAUAAGUUUAAGUUUGGUUCUAUGGAAAACAUAUCAGAUCAUGGAAAAAAGAAAGACGCAAGUCAUAUAACCAUAAGCACUUCAAAAUUUGGUGGUUCUAGUGAAAACAUAUCAGGGUCAAAAGCUAGUGGUGCUCCUUCAAAGGACAAAUCUAACUUAUUAAAUAAGCUUGAUGCCUUUCAAAGUGAACUAAAAUCUGGUUCUGCAUCCAAGGCAGGCCCGACUGUUAUACACAAGCAAAAAGAUGGUAAUGUGGAAAUAAUAAACUUACCCCCAAAAGGUGAAAAAGAUUCUAAAGGAAUUAGAGGUGAUAUUAAAGAUAAAUCAUCUUUAACGCUUGACAUUAAGGGUACAGCAAGCAAUAAAACUAAGGAAGGUGAAGAAAAGGGAAAAAUUGGCUUUAAGUCUGUCUUUGAAAUAAAGUCACCGGUCCCUGAAAAUGCAACUCAUAAAUCUCCAAGAGAUCUUUUGUCACCAACAAGAAAAGUUGACAAAACAAUUGAACAUAAUAAAACUGAGGAAGAAGUUCCUAAGAAAGGAUUAUUAGGGAAAUCUCAGGAUCAGCUUAAACAUCUUUCAAAAGAUAAGGACGAUACGUCAAAUACAUUGGACAAAAAUAAGUUUAACUUGAAAGAUCAGUUGAAAUCACCAUCACAUGAUAAGAGUCUAGAUAAAGGCCCCUUAUCGAAAAUUCAGUUGAGAGAUCAACUUAAGUCACCAUCACCGGACACUGAUAAAAGUCCAUUGUCAAAGUUUAAAGACAGACUUCUGUCCCCAACUGCAGAAAAAGAUAAUCUUUCAUGGAAAGACAAAUUAAAAUCUUCACCAAAAGAGUCAAGUACUGAUCUUAAACAUCAGUUAAAAUCACCCUCUCAAACGGCAGAUAAGAAACCUGAUUUAAAACCAGAAAUUAAACAGGCAGAUACAAAGCAGUCCUCUGUUGCAUCAUUUAAAGAUCAAUUAAAAUCAAAAUCUGAGAGGCAAACGUCAUCGGAAAACACUGAAUCUCCAAAGUUGACAGACUUAAAAGGACAAUUAAAACCAAAGACAGCCGUAAAUGAAAGAGUAAUAGACACCAAACUUGGUGAAAAGGAUGACAAAAAGAAAGGUUUUAGUUUUAAAGAUCAGCUAAAGUCUAAUAAAGAACAAGAAGCAGAUAAAAGCAAGACUAGUUUUAAAGACCGAAUUAAGUCUCCUAUGAAAGAUAUUUCAACUGAUCACAGCACCCCUACAGACAAUAGAAGCAAAGUGUCAAGUUUCAAAGACCGAUUAAAAUCUCAUGGAAAAGAGGAAGAAAAACAUGAUGAUAAGAAAACUCCAUCAACACUAGACAAUAAGAAAGCUGCGUUUAAUAUUAAAGAUCAAUUAAAGUCAAGUAAGAGUGACAAAGACACAUCGAAGGAUAUAAAAGACUCUUUGUGCUCUACUCAGGAAAAACGAGGUGUAUUGAAUUUUAAAGAUCAGUUGAAAUCGUCAAAGUCAGAACAUGACAAGACAACUGAUAAGCCUAAAACGUUGUUCGAAAAGAAAGAUUCGGAUAAAACAGCGAAACCUUUUGAACUUAAAAGUCUUAAAAAGUCAGAUGACAGUGACAAAGCAAAGCCAGACGAAAAAGCUAAAUUCCAUUUGCCGGCUCUCAAAUCAAAGGAAAAGGACAGCAAGUUUGGCAACAAAGAUCUAAAAGAUGUACCAGAAAAGAAAGACUCGACACUUAAAAAUAAGUUUGAAGUUCCAAAAUUAAAAGAAAAGGAAAGCAAGUUUGGGGCAAAAGUUUUGAAAGAUGUAUCAGACAAAAAAGAAUCGGAACCUAAAAACAAAUUUGAAGUGCCGAAGUUGAAAUCUUCUAGAUUUGAUAAGUCUGAAACAGAAAAGAAGACAGAAAAAGAUGAAAAACCUGAGCCAAAAACAUUGUUCGGAAAAGGUGCAUUCAAAACGCUAAAGGCAAAAGACAACUCUAUUAAUGACAGCAAAGUCAAUACUAAAACUGACAAUAAUGUCAAAGUGGUUGACAAACAUGAAGCGACACUAAACGAUAAAAACCAAAAGACAAUUGAAAACACCACAGUUCGGAAAAUAGAUGACCUUACCAGUGAUUUUCCUACUGAAACGAAAUCUACAGGAACUCACGAAAAAGGGUCUGAUGUUGACAAUGAAAAGGACAAUAACAAACCGCAGCUGUCAGAUAUCAGUAAUAACAAUUUCGAACGAAUUUCGACUGAUACUGAUACAAGUACCUCCGAACUUUCGGACAGUAAAGGUAAAAGCGAAGCAUGCGCACAGACGAGCUCGCAGGAUCAGGAAAAGUCACCUUUACAUGUGGAUACACAGGUAUUUACCAGCAGUCGGAGCAAAACCGCGGGAGUCAGUUCACUGGCAGACAUUGAUAGUGUAGACUCAACUGACGCUGAUAACAAGCAUAUUGAACUUUCGGGACUUGAAUUUAUUAAGAGUCCAUUGAGUGAUAGUGGUAUAGGAGGUGACAGUUUAACACAGAAUGGCGACAUUAGUGGAACCGAGAAACCGAAUAGCGUACAUGUGGAUAGAAAGCCUACGGUUGAAUUUAGUGAGGAUGAAAUUAAAAAGCUAAAGGAAGAGUUGAUUAAUAUGACAGAACGGUGUCAAAAUCUAGAAAAAGAAAAUGAAAUUUUGUCAGAUGGUCUCAAAAAGAAGGAAAGCUCGCUCCAAGAAGAAAAACAACAAGUUGAAGACACUUUAAAGGAUCUUCGAGAACAGCUGACCUCAAUGCAAGGUAAAUGCAGCAGACUUGAAGCUGACAAUCUUAACUUGCUAAAUGAUAAAGGCGCUGUAAAGGAACCGUCGUCCAACAAACCGGAUACGGAUGAAAGGAUGGACGAGGGUGGUGACGAGCGAGGGUCGGCUGCGACUGCGCAGCUUAUGGAAGAUAUGAUAGAGGAAAAUGAGGCGCUGAAGGAUGAUAUUAAGGAGCUGAAAGCGGAAAUGGAAGAGAUGUACGACAGUUUCCGGGACCAGGAGGCCGAGGAGUUCAGAGAACUGCAAAAGGAGCUAGAUUUCACAGCAAAGAACUGCCGCAUCCUGCAGUUCAAACUCCGUAAGAUGGAACGGAGAAACGAGCAAUUGGAGUCAGACCGAGGGUCUAUCGAGGACCGGAUGCGCAGCCUCCAAAGCCAGUUCGCCGACAGGGACGCUGUCGCCCAUAUCCGAUCACUCGAGGACGAACUCAGGAUGUCGAAGGAGAUGGCUGUCCGUCUGCACGAUGAGCUGGACGUCAUUGAAGAGCGGCGGGGCAAAGUUGAGGAAGAGAAUCGCCAUCUUACGGAACUCCUCGAGCAGGCAGACCGGAAACAGUUCAGACUCGAGUUGGAGGUGGAUAAACUCAGGGACAAGGUUGUGGAUCUACGUUCACAGGUCCGUGAGGCUGGCUCAGGUGGCACCAGUAACGGGGAGCCAAGAAAGGAUGAACCGAUAGCUUCCGGCAGUGGUGGGCCGGAAGUGGAGUCCCGGGAGACGGCGGACCUGAGGCGCCAGUUGUUAGACAUCCGGGAACGCGAGCUGGAUCUUCAGGAUCAGGUCAACUUCCUGUGUGCGGACAAUAAGCACCUCCAUAAUGCGGUACGUGAGUUGGAGCAAGAUAACGAAAACCUCAGACGACAACUGAAGAAAAUGACAGUUGAAAAAGCUUUGAAUGGGACAGAAAAUAGUGCCAAAAAUGAAAGCUGUGAAAAUGUGACAGAACUUAAAAUUCAGUUGGAGCUAGCUGAGAAAGAACUAUGUACCACGCGUACGAAUAUGACCUCACUUGACGAGGAGAAUGACAGUUUGAAUUAUGAGGUCCAGAAGUUGAAACAGAAAAUUAAGGAGCAAGAUAAAAUAUUGUCCGUCGUUCCGGAGCCGUCUUCUCCAAGGUCAUACUAUGAUGAUAAGAUUAAAUGUUUAGAACAAGAAUCUAAUGAAUUGAGGCGGAAAUUAUUAGACAAAGAUAACGAAAUAGAACGAUUAUACGCGGAAGUACGUGAAUAUAAACAUCCGGCGACGGACCGCUUAAGUAGGACGCUCAGAAAAAGUAGGUCUCUUGAUUCUGAGUCUGAGUAUAAUCUAAUUGUAGAUUUAAGACGCCAGCUAGAGGUAUGUAAACAGGAAAUUGUUUUCUUGAAAGAACGAAUUGCAAAACAUAAGCAGAAUGACAACAGCUUAGAAAAUGUGCAAAAUGAAAGGAAAGCUAAUGAGCAAACUCGCAUUGCUCCGCUGUCCGGAAUUGCCGUCGCAUUUAUUGAAACAGACGUCGAAGAAAAAUUAACACAGAAAAUUGAUUUAUUGGAAAAGACACAGGGAAACCUGAAGAAAAAACUUGCAGACCUUGUUAACGGUAUUAUAUCAUUAACCCAAACCUAUGUACCGAACUUACAUAUAGAUUACAUUUCAAAUAUUGCAAAAAUGUACCGAUCAGACAACCUAAUUGGACCGUGUAGCAUUGCGGAAACUGUCAGAACUAUUUUUUCUAUAUUGCGAGUAGAAAACGAGAUCUCCCCAGGUACCGUUCGUUCUGAGAGCGUUUUCUCUCAGCCGGGUUCUACAGGUAGAAAUGCUUACCCGUCGAGUGAUUCCUCUGAUGAUAAUGGGCAACAGGCAUUCUAUGGAGAUUCACUUUUCUUAUACGACCCCGAUCUUUGCCUCUUAUUUAUAGAGGAAGUGAUCUCGACGCUUGUGCAGUGUUGUGCCAGUGAAAUGAGUGAUAGGGAUAAAAAUCCAUCUGUUGUGGAUCCGGAAGUGGUCCCAGGGAGCAGUGGAUGUCAGGUGCGAGCUUCCGGGGAUAGUUCUUACAGUGAUACCGGAAAAAGUCCGGUGGAAUUAGCUUGUAGUGACAUUAUAUCUACUUUUGGAGAAAUGGGUGACACUGAACCCUUUGAAACUACUGAUGAAAUGCAAGAGAGAACAUAUUCAGAUGUCACUCUUGGGGAUAGCGUCUGUAAGGACUCUGAAAUAAACCCGGACGAGGCUCGGACUAUCGGCCACCUUGAGGAUUCUGUUCAAAGAAGUGAUGAAGCAAAAUGUUUAAGUGAUAAAAUAGUCGUGUCUAAAAAUAACAGUACCGAAGAAAUAACUGAUUCAAAAGGUGAAAAAGAUGAAAACGAACAGUUAUCUUGUAAAGGCAAGGAAGCCAUACAUGGCAUACUGAAACUACCAAGCCUUGGUUUGGAUAUUACCGAUAAAAUGUUGUCGGAAAGUGAAUAUUCUGAAACAUGCAGUAAUUCAAGUUUAGAACAAGAAACACAAAAUGUUCCUCGUGAUUUGCCCGGCAUUAGUGUCCAGUCGAGCAAUUUGUCAGAUACAAGUGACAGCAACGUCUCAAUAGCGUCUACAGGAUCAUAUGUUCCAAUUUUAAGCACUGAAAUAUGCCCACAAUCGGAUGAUGAAAAAUCAAGGUUUCUGGGUGCAUCAGUUCAUGGAGAGGACCAGCAUAUAGAUUCAUUGCUCAAUGAAACGGAACCUGCUAUGAUACCUUCGCCCCCUACUUCACCCGGAGUAUAUAAAGCAUAUACAAAAAGUAAGUGUGUUAGUGAAAUUUCGGAUACGUCCCUGGAUAUAAAGGAGAACCUACAAAGGCCAACUUCAGGUGGAAAGGGUAUGGAGGAGGGGGUAGGGCCCCACUCUGAGGUACAUCACCAACAGGGGCAUGAGCAAAGCCCAUUCGUGGAGAACGUUCCUGUGAUGAGAGAGGACGCUACUGUUUCGAUCAGAGAGCUGCAAAUACGACUUGCUUACAUGAAAGAAGAGAUAGACGAUCUACGGAUGAUAAUUCAAGCGAAAGAGGAGAAGAACGUGCUACUGGAGCAGGAAGUUGAGGAUCUUGAGGAGCAUGCGCACAGGUUGCAAGACAAAGCGCGGAAGCGCGAACUGGAAUUAUUUCAGGAGAUGGACCUCAUUCACGGCAAGAAUGAGAUUCUAAGCAAUCUCUUGGACAUCGUAAAGGAUCGGGCUGAGGCGGCAGAGUGCGAACUUGAACGAGUGUUUACGGAAAUUCACGAAGACCGUAGUCCAUCCGUUUCGUCAGACAAGAGCGGUGACGGAAAGACAAACGGAAAUGUGACGCAGGGGGACGAGAUUUCGGUAGGAAGUGACGAUGUUUUCGAGGGAUCGCCUGCUGAUAGAUUACAGGUUACAGCAUUUUGGGAGGAACAAUUCAAGAAACGUAUUCGAUCACUGGAAACCCUCCUAGCUGAAGAGAGAAGAAAAGUUUCGUAUUUAGAGAAGAAAAUCGAGAUUUCGGAGACUGACGUCACUGCCUCCGCCAUGUCUGAUGACACAAAACUGCACAUGCGCGAGAAAGAGCUUCUACAAUCGGAGCUAAAGGAGAGCCAAAAACAUGCCGUUAUGGCUAAUGACCAGAUACGAAGCCUCACGGAGAAGUUACGAAAAGUGGAAACGGAUCGCUUGCCAUCUCCUCGACAACAGCGUCGUGCUGUUGGAACAAGCAGUGCUGCCUCCGGUCAGGAACCACCACAGGAGCAGGAUCGCUAUUGCCGCACGUGUUCAGAGCUCCAGUCUGUGAAGGACGAACUGUGUGAGGAAUUGAUCUCUUUCAAGACCAAGGCAGAAGAACUACAAGGUCGAAUUGAGGAAGUUACUCAGAUCAACGAAGGGUUGGUGACAAAAUAUAACAGCAGCGAGCGGGAGCGUCAGGCGGCCGAGCAGCGUUCGGCGGCACGGACUGCGGAAGUGCGGCGGCUGGAAGAUCAGCUAGUGCGGCAGAGAGAGGAGGACCGAAUGAAGGAUAUAUUUUUGAAGGAGAGGGAUAAUGGUCUGAAAGAAAAGACAAGUCAGAUAGCUCGCAAGGAUGAACUAAUUCAGGAACAAGAGGAGAUUAUCAAACAAAGAGAGGAAGAUAUGCAGUCCCUCUUCGAACAGAUUUCACAGAGAGAGAAAACUAUCAAGGAAAUCACAGAAAAUCUCAAGGCCAGACAACACAAACUCCACGACGCAGAGGAGAAAGUGAGGGUACUCAACUCCCAGCUGGAAGAGAAGGCAGAGGAAGUGCACUACCUUGAAGAAGAGAUGCACGAGGCCGUCCUAAAACGAAAAGAGAGCGAGUCCACUAUCACUGAGCUGGAGCUGAAAAUUGAAGAAACGCUUAAGGGAGAAAAGAGCGAAAUUGAAACAGAAAAUGAGCGUCUUCAGUCAGAUGUUGAAAAUCUUAUGAGCAACAUAAGCGAACUGCAUCAAGAUAAAGAAACAUUGCAAAAUGAACUGGAUAAAGCGAAGCAAGCUCUAAGUGAAGCGAUGCUUAUGUGGGAAAGAGAUAGAUCCUCACUGGGGACACAGCUUAAUAUAGUUAAUGAGAAAAUAGCACUGUAUGAAGCUACUAGUGCAGAGAAAGAGUCCAAAGCAAUACAAACACUUAGAAAGGAGGUUCACAACAUUUUGGAAACUAGGGAAAAGUUAGUGCAUGAGUUAAGGUUGACAAAGAUGGAACAUGAAAACGCCAUCAGGGUUCUUAAGACGGAUAAAUUCAAACUGACUGAAGAGCUGACGUCGAAGAUCAGGAUGUUGACUCAUGAGAUGACAAAUAAUGACAAGAUGACGGAUGAACUUAACAUACUACGUGGACAGGAUGAUAUUAACUAUCAGCUCCACCACCACGAGAAGAUCUUGCGCGCCGAAUAUAUGGGCAUGAAGGUCCGAUAUGAAACGCAACUAGACAGGCUACAGAAGGAACACUUUGCCCUGCUUGAGGUUGUAGAAAAGCUUCAGCGCGAGAAACAUCUCGAUCAUGACAUCAUUACCGGUGUACAGAAGGGAAUGGCCUCCAUUAAAAACACGUACACUCAUGAUCUGUCUCGCUGGAAAGACGAAAGGAGUGUAUUAGAGAGUCAUAUAAAACAGAUUGAAGAGGGCAAGGAGAUAGCUGCACACCUCAAGCAACAAAUAGAGGCCUUAAAGCGCCAGCUGAGUGCCCAAGAGGUCGAAAGGUCUGAACUCAUCAACAAGAUGACCACGGAGAGGCGAAAUUGGGACAUGGAGAGAGCACAACUAAACAGCAAGAUUAACCAGUUGGAGGAGCAGCUGGGUGUGUUUGUCCAGGUCCAGUCCAGGUCACAGGACGUGCAGUACCGUAUGGAGGUGGCCUGGGGCAAGGAGAGGGAGGAACAGAAACGUCUGCUGAAUGAGGCGCACCGCCUCGCUGUGGACCUGCAGGAGCAGCUACAAAGGCGAGAAGAGGAACAUAGCAGAGAACGAACUAACCUCCUGGAUCAACUCGAGAGACUCCGGGCACAGUGCGAACAAGACAAGGCUGGCAAAGACAAAAUAUCACUCGAGUUGAACACAGAAGGUACACGGAUGCGGCACAUGGAGCGGCAGGCUGAGGAGGCGCGAGAGUGUCGCAGAAAGGAACAGGAGGCCUGGGAUCGCGAAAAGGCGGGCUUGUUGAGACGUCUUGCUGAUAUGCGGAAGUUACACAUGAGAGACGUCCGCCGAAUUGAUGACGUCCUGGCCGCUCUGAAGCGCUUGCGCGAGUUGGCCUCAAUCGUGGUGGACUCGGACACUUCCGCAACAUUGCCUAGCAACGGAAAUGACGCAGGCGGAACUUCUGGUGAUGCGUCGGCGGCCUCCGCGUCUGUGACGGCUAGUGAUGACAUGUCAAACCUGAAAGAAAAUAUCGAUCAGGUUAUACUGAAAUAUGUGAAAGAGUCACUGCGGCAGAUCCACCACGUGGCGGAGGAGUUGUCUCGACCAACACCGGAAUUCAGUAGAGAAGAAAAACAGAGCAUGCGCAGAAGUCUCUCAAGUUCCGAAAUAGAACUCCUCAAAGAUGAGUUAUUGUUAGGUCCACAAAAUGGCGACUAUUCUGACGUGACGUCAUCAGAUGGCAAGUCGGUGCAGAGACAGGUGACUAUUGAUGGUACAAGCGUUAAUACUGAUCACGUGCCAUCGGAUUAUAUAGAAAACAUUCUAAUGGAACAAUCAUCGUACUAUAACGACGCCAAAGACGCGAACAUCGAGGUCCAUCGAGUCAAACGAACAAGGGACGUCACUCGUAUGGAAACCAAAGUUACCUCCCUUCCAAAACCACCGCCAAGUUUUAUCAUUCCGCGUUCUAGGAGUACCAGUCCAGCCCCGCAAUCUAAAAUGAAACAAAACCGGCCAGUGUUAAUGACUAUUGAUGGUUCUCAUUCACAUAGACUGUCUGCACCAGUAAACGGUGCAAGCUCUAGAAGCUCCUCAACAGAUUCAUCCCCUGUUGGAGCAGUGUCACCAUCGUUCAUAGCACUUUCGCAACGGCAUGGCGGAUUGCCAGUGACAGGCGCUCUUCAGACCGGAAGUCUUGAUAGACUGUCGCCCGCAACGGCCCGUAAGCGUUUCUUUGAACCCGAGCAGCCCGAAUCAAUGUUCCUUUCGUGGUCGGAGCAUCGACCAAGGGACGGCAAGCGGAAUAGCCGUAGUUUAACUGGAUCUACUGAUCUGUAUUCUUCAAAGGGCGCGGAACAUGUUAAUGGCAAAAAUGUCAUGAGAAACUCUGUGUCCAUGGACGAUGGUGUCAUAAAUAUUGAGCCCGGGCCUAGUUUAGAUGAUGUAAGCGACACCGUCCCUCGUUCACGUAGCGUUGAAAACACGUCCGGAAAGCACCACUCAGGAAUUCGUGACAUGCUAAGCGCCAUGAAGAGAAAACUGCGACCAAAGGUUAAGCGCUCACAAAGCGCCAGAGAGUUCGACCAGAAGGCGCGCCUGAAGGCCGUCAAGGAGGCGGAAAUUGCUGCGGGCACCGAGGCCGCCAAGGAGGGACCGCGAGAAGAUGAUAGUCAUGUGACUCAGGACCAGUUGACGCCGAUUAAGAUUCCAGAUGAUGAAGAUGAUAAACAGAAGAAAUUGGCGCCAGAUGACAGUGAAGGAAAGAGCAAAUCUCGUUCAAGAUCACCUGCCAAGCGUUCCUCUGACAAGGAUGAUUCGCCUGAGCAUAUGUCUACAUUACAGCGAAUCAAGCGCCGGUUCCGAUCCAGAUCAGCUGACCGCACGGCACGUGACCGAAAAGAACCGCAUGUGAAACCGAUCUUAGUCGGGCACGCGACCAGUGCACAUGCGGACGAUCAAUCCUGGCAAUAUAGCGAGACUGGAGUGUAGUUUUAGGCCAUUUCGCUAUGAAAUAUUAAACAAAUUUGUAAAAAAUAAGAACACAUCUCAAUCAUAGUGAAUAUAUUUUAUACAUUACUGUACGUCGUAAUAUAGAAUUAAGUAUAUUUAUACUUAAAGCUGCACUCUCACAUAUUAAACGUUUUGACAACUUUUUUUAAUUUUUUGUCUUGGAACGAGCCAAGUUUGCGAAAAUCCAUGUAAACCAGUUAUAUGAGACUGCUGACAAAAAAUCGCAGAUUUUUUAUUGAAGUUAAAAAAAUGAUGUUUUAUGUAUUUUUCUUAAACCGUAAGUAACGGUUUAAGUCAUAAAACAUUAAUUUUCCAACGGAAAUAUGAAAAUCUGCGAUCUGAUCUUUUCUCAGCAAUCUGUUAUCACUGGUUUGCAGAUAUUUACGCAAAAAUUUAAUCUUUCCAUUUUCGCAAACUUGGCUCGUUCCAAGACAAAAAAAUCGCAGACAAAAAAUAAAAAAAGUUGUCAAAACGGUAAAUCUGUGAGAGUGCAGCUUUAAUACAAACGGUAUAGGUACUUCAUCACGUCUCCUCGGAAAGGGUCACGAAAACGGUCGUUCCAUGGGCUCCAUUUACUAUUUAUUUGUUCAGGUUAUAUCCGAAAUAAGACAUUAGUUACCACAAUCAAUAUGUUAUUGUUAAUUGUAUAUUGAUUAACGGGCCUAGCCUUAGCCUAGAUGUAUUUUGUCAGUUACCUAACCCCAGCAAGUCAUACUAUUGGGACAAUCGAAGCAGAUCGACCAUUUCCCAUCGUAAACAACCUCCGAUGUAUAUGUACGGUUUACAAUAUCAGAAUUCUUUACAUUUAACUACGCAAGUACAUCGCGUAGUAAUUUGAAUUUAUCAGUUAAGCCUUUAAGGACUUUACUCUUAGAAAUCUUAAUUAUUCAUGCAAUAAUACACUUUAUUGGUAAUGCAAUAAUACACUUUAUUGGUAAUGCAAUAAUACACUUUAUUGGUAAUCAACUUCGACGGAGAAAUAAAAUUAUAAGUUCAAACACUACAAUUAAUAUUUAAUUAUUUGACGAACUACUUUUACUUUUACUAAUGCGCCAGCAUACAUGCGAUGUUGUUUUCGAUGGAGAUUGGCCGAGGUGUUCCGAUUGACUGCUGGGGGUCAUAAUGUACUCGGGUAUCCACAGUCUUUUAUGUAAUCUGUGUUAUAGUUGCUCACGCCUUUCUGUGCAAUAAAAAUGUGCAAUUGAUGUUAUAACUAUAUAUUAUUCUUUGUUCGUUUAUGUAUCAUAGAUCCUUAAUAAAAAAUACACACCA